GCUUUCAGGUUAGUUUCAUCCACUGCAGGAGCUUCCGACAUGGCCAUGAAGACGAAGGCCCUCGUUGUGUGCAUGUUGGUGCUUGCCGUUGCUGUGGUGACUGCCCUCGGCUUCAGCUUCGAUGAAAAUGAUGUGCCCGGCAACGCGCAGUGCGGGCGCAAAAGGAGGUGCCCUGGCGGCCUAUGCUGCAGCAGGUUCGGGUAUUGCGGCCUCGGCGGCGACUACUGUGGCGUCGGGUGCCAGAACGGCCCGUGUUAUAGAAUAGCCAACAACUAUGGAAAUGAUGAUGUUCCCAACGGGUGCCACAUCUGCAGGCUAAUGCCACCCUACCUGUGCUGCGACUGAUUUAGACACCGUUGUGCAUGUCGUGGUGCUCCGUGUCGGCCUAGCUCCAAUAAAAAAGCCGGCCUGAUGCCUCCAUAUCGCCUGUGCGUGGAUGGCUAAUAGGCGCCCUUUCGUAUGUGUAAUGGGAUUAGUGUGUACCGAAUAAAGAUGGACCGCAUGCAGUCCUUCGUGUC
Molecule: messenger RNA, 518 nt
Organism: Lolium perenne
Lineage: Eukaryota; Viridiplantae; Streptophyta; Magnoliopsida; Poales; Poaceae
Source: RefSeq, a predicted model, not a curated record